Messenger RNA from Phragmites australis (common reed), 2713 nucleotides. RefSeq lists its product as uncharacterized. Bases 132 to 2354 code for a protein of 740 amino acids. Lineage: Eukaryota; Viridiplantae; Streptophyta; Magnoliopsida; Poales; Poaceae. Gene Ontology annotation, molecular function: sphingomyelin phosphodiesterase D activity. The transcript is spliced from 4 exons. The record is from RefSeq and is a predicted model, not a curated record.
GUAAUGGUGGACCCCACCAGUCAGAGUCCGCUCGCUCGCGAGGGAGCGCCCGUCAAUCAAUCUCAAAUAUAACUUCAGGGAAAACUCUAGAAUCCAUUCUAAAACCCUAGACCUCGCCCCCCGCCGCCGCGAUGCCGCCCGGCGCCGACGCCUCCUCCCUGGCUGCGGCCGUCCUGGACGCCGCCACGCCCCCGGCCGCCGCCGCCGCCGUGUCCAGGGUGCUCGACUACCUCGCCCGCCACGCCGCCGACCACCCGCGCGCCUUCGUCGCCGACGCCUUCCCCUCCCUGCUCUACCGCCUCUUCGUCUCCUCCCCCGCCUCCCCCUCCUUCAUCGACCUCGGCGCCGCCGACCCCGCGCUCGCCGACCUCCUCCGAGCCCUUCUCGAUCCCUCCGGCGCGCUCCUCGCCGCCGCCGACCGCCUCGCGCUCAUCCGAUUCGUCUUCCCCUCCGAGCGCCUCCCGGACUGGCUCCGCCUCGUCCUCGCUUCUCCCCCCUCCUCCUCCACCGACCUGGUCUCGCCGCUCCUCGCCGGCCGCGUCGGCUCCGAGCUCCACCUCUCCGUCUUCGAGUACUACCUCUUCUGGUUCGCCUACUACCCCGUCUCCUCGUCCUCCGCACCCGCAUCCACCUCUAAUCCUGCGUUCAAGUCGCGCUCCCGACUAGAGAGCUGGGUCUCCACUCUCGCCACCACCGCCAUCCGCAAGCCGGGUCAGAAGCCCGAGAGCUCCCUGUAUCUGAAGCUGCUCUAUGCCUACCUCAAGGAGUUCCUGCCAACUGCACGCACACCCCUGCGUCGUGCAAAUGGCAGCGGCACUCUUCUUCACCGGUCAGCCAGUGAUGGCGCGGCCGCUGCUGAGUCGUUCGCACGGGCUGAGUUCUUGCUUCACACCCUUGUCCAGUUCUGGCUUGUUGGCGACGACUUCUCGCCAUUGCCCGUGCAGACUUGCCGUGCCCUCAGCCUGCGACUACCUUCUCGUGCUCGUGCUGAAUUGAGUGAGCGCCCACCAUCGCCAGGCCUGGGCGAUGCGGUCAAGUUGCUUGUGAUGUACCUCAACUGUUGUGACGGACGUUCCCUAGUGGAUGCACACCUGGCGUCUGAAGGAAUGCCGGUGUGGAGUGGGGUCUGCGAUACCCAGGUUGGGUUUUGGAAUCCAUUGAUACAGAGGCCUCUAUAUCGCUUUGUACUGCGGACGUUCUUGUUCUGCCCCAUUGGCACAGUGAUAAAAAAUGCAACGCAAGUCUUCUCUGUGUGGUUGGCAUAUAUGGAGCCAUGGAAGAUUACCCAACAGGAGCUGGAUGGGUAUGACAGGCAACAAGCAGGGGAGGCAAAGGAGACGCAAAAGAGCCAGCUGGUGUACAAUGCGUCCUGGAAGACUUACGUUCUGUCCAAUUACCUGUUCUACAGCUCGAUGGUAGUGCAUUUCCUGGGAUUUGCGCACAAGUUUAUCCAUUCUGAUGUUGCCUCGGUGCUCCUGAUGGUAUAUAAGGUCUUGGAAGUCUUGAGUUCCUGCCCAGAGCUAUUAGAUCUUCUACACAAAGUGGAUGCUGCUUACCAUUCUAGACUGGUUGCUUCAUCCCCAGCAUCGGAUGAUGUGUUGAAGUAUGUGCCAUCAAUCCGUGAACAGCUAAAGGACUGGGAGGAUGGUUUGUCAGAAACUGAUGCAGAUGGGUCAUUCUUGCAUGAGCAUUGGAACUCAGAUCUAAGACUUUUCAGUGAUGAUGAGAAUGGGGCUUAUAAUCUUCUUCAGCUGCUUUUGAUCCGAGCAGAGUCAGAGAUACUACGUCUGUCAGGCGACACACUUCAAGCUCUCCAGAUGUUGGAUUCUGUCAAAUCCCAGAUGAAAAGAGUCUUCCAGGGCCACAUUGAAAGGAUACACGGAAAUACGGAACUACAUAAUCAACCCCAGGGGCGUGGGGAGGUAUUCACACCUAAGCAUCCCAGCUUGGGGAAAAGUUUAUGGGCUGAUGUUAAAUACAGAGGUGACUGGAUGAAAAGGCCCAUCUCAGAGACUGAAGUGGCCUGGCUCGCGAGGAUUCUGAUCCGCCUUUCUGAUUGGUUGAAUGAUGUCCUUGGGCUUGACCAUGCUGAUGCUGAUGAUAGCGCUGCUAACGCUACCUACAUCCGGUUUGACCGCAAUGAGCUGAAUGCAGUUGGCGGGCCAAAGGAUGCUGCCAGGAUGGCCCUUGUUGCUGUAUGUUCAUUGAUGGUGCUAAUGGGACAAGUUUUGCGGAAGUUCAUGAGGUCGCACAGGGUGAAGAUCAAUCUGAGAAUUUUUGCUUCAAAAAAGUUGCUCUCAGCUGCUGUUGUGUUGUAUGCAGUGGUGGCUGUAACAAGGAAUACUUGGCGUUGAGCUCCACAUGUGCUGUUUCCAGCACCAACCAGCACAUGCAAGGCUGAUGAAGCCAUCCACGGUGAUCACUGAAACUACAAAGUUUUGAUACCAGCAGGUUAUGCUACAUAUGCUGUACAGGAAGCAAUAGGAAAAAACAUGGUAGUUAUAAAGUGUAUCACCUGUUUGGUGUGUUCUCGCGUCGUGUGUGUUGUGGGGGGAUCUUGCUGUUCUGUUACAGUACAGGCUGAUAGCCAGCGCACCUGUAAAAGAGAAAGAUUGAUAGAAACUUACACUGCAGUUAACCACUGUGCGAUGCGAUACAGGGUUUGGAGCUGUCAGAGGCUGGUGGUUCAUGAAAUGGUCCUGUUUCGGUUGUA